AUGGCGACGGCCGUGAAGCGGGCGUGCGACGCCUGUCACCGCCGCAAAGUUAAAUGCGACGGGAUAAAUCCGUGCCGCAAUUGCUCGGCCUCUCAACUAUCCUGCACCUACAAUGCGAUCCCCCAGAAGAAGGGUCCCAAGGGCUCGCGCGCCAAGGUCAUCAGCGAACUCCGCGAGAAACAGGGCCAGAAUAGCCUCUCAAACCGGGUGCACAACCGCAUAAAUGGCAUCGGCAGUCCUCCCUGCAGCCCGACGCUGGCUCCCACUCCGGGACUGCUCGCGAGCGACAUGGUCAAAGACUGCGUCGACUUCUUCUUCGCCCACAUGUAUCCGACGAUGCCUAUCCUGCACCGCCAGCGCCUCGAGCAACAGGCCAUGUACAUGGACCAGAGUCUCGAUACCUACUGCCUCCUCACGUCGCUGUGUGCAUUCGUCCUGCUUCAGCCGGGCAUGUCAAUACCCGGUGGUGAUCCCUACAGCAUCGAGAUGGGAGCUAAUAUAGUGUCGAGCACAUUGUUGAUGGAGGAGACAAUUCGCGUCCGUAAGGGCUACGACUACCUGGAUUCCCCGACUCUUAAUAGUCUGUGCACGAGCUACUUCUUGUUUGGGUGCUUCUUCGGUCUCGACUUGCACGACAAAGCAUGGUUUCAUCUGCGCGAGGCCACGACAUUGGCGCACAUGAUCGGAAUGAACGACGAAGGCACAUACCUGCAGUACGACCCCAUCGAGAAAUCGAGACGCAGGCGCCUGUACUGGUUGCUUUUCGUUACGGAAAGAGCCUACGCUUUGCAGCGCCAGCGUCCCUUGACCCUCGAUGCAAACAUCAAUCUUCCGACCGCCGAUGACGAUCAUACCGACCCUCUUUCUCACCAGUUGGGCAACUUUAUCAGUCAAGUGAAUCUAUUCCGACCAUACGACGAAGUCUUGGUUCCACUCUGGAAUAAGACACGAAAGGAGUGCUCUCCUUCAUACCUGUCGGCUCUGCAGAAGCAGCUUCCAGAGACGCCCGCACAUUCGAGCAACGCACAAGCACAGCUAUCGGAGCUGCAGAUAAACCAAGCCUGGCUCAAGAAUACAGCAUGGCAGCUGAGCGUAGCAAGCGGCAGUGGAAACGAUGCUCCAUACCCAUACCCUAUGGACAUCACCCGCGACUUGCUCCCUAUGGUUUCCCACCUCCCAGGAAACUUGGGCCUCCACGGUCUUAGCUUGGUCGAGAAACUCCUCAGCGUCACCUGUUCUUUGAGCGAAGUUUUGGCGCUGAAGCCAGCUUCGAGGGUCUCUAUCGACGUAGGGCCUCGCGAGCACCUCCACCAAAUCAUGGCUGUCGUCACGACCCUUCGUACCGGCGACUAUUCCUACCUUCCAUUGCUGCUCAGCAAGGUCCACGAUGCCCUUCCAAGACUGGCAAGCCCGAUGCUCCAGAAUGCACCGGAGAGCACAGCCUGUAGUAUUGACAUUGACAUCUUUGAUGGAUUUGGAACUGCUGGCAUGGCACGGCCUUCUGUCUUCUCGAAUGACGACUAUGACAACAAGUACGCUGUUUCGCGCAUGGAAGACAUGAGCACGGAUUCUGGGAGUUCAAGUGGCGCCCCUCCCAGCAAUAACGACAUGAACUCUCCGUUUGCCAGCUCCCCUGCGAUCAUGUCUCCUGGCCUCGAUCCGACGCACGGCUUGCCAGCGGACUACACCUCGAUGCCCGAGAUGGUGAUAAGUCCAAUGAGCCACGCGCCGCCUCCUAUAGGCACGCAUGGGGGUCUAAAUGGCCAGCAACCACAUCACUCGCAAUAUUCACAGCAAACUCAGCAUCUACCACAUGUGCAGCACUCGCACCAGCAGCAUCCACAACGUGCACCGAUAUCUCCGUUUCAGAAUCUCGGUUCCCAGAUGCAGGGCCUGACCGGAGCAAAUAUCAGCCCUCCACCGAACAUAUCUCUUCCAUCACAAAUGCGUCUCGGUCAAGGGCUAGGUGGUGAAAUAGGCGCUGGCAUGGGCCAGUUGGGCCAGGCUGUCAACGGUAACAAUAUGAUAGCAAGGCCUCAACCGCAACGCGCAAACAGCUUUGCUAUGGGCCCACAACAGAUUCGGACCGUGGGAGAUUUUCACGCCAUUCAACGAGCCAACUCGGAUUUGAACUCGAUGGGCUCCGUGAGGAUAAACUCAAUGGGGACCGAGCUCGACUUUAAUACACUACCUAGGUAG
This is a messenger RNA of Lasiosphaeria miniovina, 2199 nucleotides long. RefSeq lists its product as uncharacterized. Gene Ontology annotation, molecular function: zinc ion binding; DNA-binding transcription factor activity, RNA polymerase II-specific; DNA binding. Gene Ontology annotation, biological process: DNA-templated transcription; regulation of DNA-templated transcription. Lineage: Eukaryota; Fungi; Ascomycota; Sordariomycetes; Sordariales; Lasiosphaeriaceae. The transcript has 2 exons. The record is from RefSeq and is a predicted model, not a curated record. The coding region runs from base 1 to 2199 and encodes 732 amino acids.